Molecule: messenger RNA, 1093 nt
Organism: Parathielavia appendiculata
Lineage: Eukaryota; Fungi; Ascomycota; Sordariomycetes; Sordariales; Chaetomiaceae
Exons: 3
Coding region: 269-904 (211 amino acids)
Source: RefSeq, a predicted model, not a curated record
GCCUGGACGCAGUUGUCCGCCGUGCAGCUGACUAACUGGCAGUCGCUAUGCCUUGGCGUCUGCAUGAGUCUGGACUCUGCAUGAGCGUGCAGCUCCCAGCAGCACGCAGCGUAGUAUCUGCACGACAUCGGCAUCCCGGUUGCCACUUUCCCGUUGCCCGGCUGCAGUGUCUUCGCGCCCGGCGCUACAUAGCGUCAAAGUUGGUCGAGACCCGGCAUCCAUUGCCAUAUUGAAAGGGGUAGCACAACUGAUGCCGCUAUCCUCAUGAAUGCAAGUUCACGUGAGCCCGGGUCAUGAUGGGCUGAGGCCGCAACGCCGAAGGAAGGCACGAGGAAGCAGUAUUAUGCGGUUCAAGGCUAGGAUAUCGGUCAGGCGGCCUCACCUGAUGGGGGCUCAAGACGUUUGCCAUGACACGAGGCUGCGCUUAUCAAGCAGACUGGUCUCGACCUCGAUUACGUGGACACUUUGCGCCUUGAACACCACAAUUCGUUUGCUCCCUUCACCUUGGCUAGCGCCCGCGCCCGGAAUCGAGGUGACCAAAGCAGCCGGCCCCGGUAGUCGCCUUGUUUCGAUAGUUUGCAGCCAUCUUCUAUCCAAUUGUCCUUCAGGGCCUUCUGCUAGCCUCGAUCAAGAGCAAGCUGGUGCAAUGGGCAUAGCCUUGGUUAUGUGCUUAAGCGCUAUUCGGGCCGUUCCCGUCGUUUGCCGGCUAGGCAUUGCAUCGGUCGAAGGUCUACCCAACCUCUCUGCGCUGCAACCACAAGCUUCCAGUAUGAUGGGUAUGGCAACGUCCCUUUGUGGCUCGGUUCAGUCACUCCUUUGCCUUCUCCAGCCCGGUCAGGGCCUCGUCAAACCGCCGCGACCCAGCACCUGCGCUAUCACGGUACACUGGAUGUCGAAGCACUAGAAGAAGAGACAUAAGGCAUCAGGCCGCGGAAAAACAAGAAAAAACCACGAAAUCCGACCCUCGGCCUUGAUCCAAACGGCUCCUGAUGCGACCUUGACACCGACAGGACAGCAUUGUUGGUUACGCUGCGGCAACAUCAAGUAGUUGGACGUGGUUCACACGGUCGGGAUGAACCACAACAUAAUAUCA